GGGCGGCCGCCGCGCAUGCGGGGCUCACAGGGCUGCAGCCGGCGCCGCUGCCACUCCCGGGAGCAUGAAGGACCGAACCCAGGAGCUCCGCACGGCCAAGGACAGCGAUGAUGAUGAUGACGUCACUGUCACCGUGGACCGAGACCGCUUCAUGGAUGAGUUCUUCGAACAGGUGGAGGAGAUCCGCGGCUUCAUUGACAAGAUCGCGGAGAACGUGGAGGAGGUGAAGCGGAAGCACAGCGCCAUCCUGGCCUCCCCCAACCCUGACGAGAAGACGAAGGAGGAGCUGGAGGAACUCAUGUCUGACAUAAAGAAGACCGCAAACAAAGUUCGCUCCAAGUUGAAGAGCAUCGAGCAGAGCAUCGAGCAGGAGGAAGGCCUGAACCGUUCUUCCGCUGACCUGAGAAUCCGAAAGACACAGCACUCCACGCUGUCCCGGAAGUUUGUGGAGGUGAUCGAAUACAACGCCACCCAGUCUGACUACCGCGAGCGCUGCAAGGGCCGCAUUCAGAGGCAGCUGGAGAUCACCGGCCGGACCACGACGAGCGAGGAGCUGGAAGACAUGCUGGAGAGCGGGAACCCGGCCAUCUUUGCCUCGGGGAUCAUCAUGGACUCCAGCGUCUCGAAGCAGGCCCUGAGCGAGAUUGAGACGCGCCACAGUGAGAUCAUCAAGCUGGAGAACAGCAUCCGGGAGCUGCACGACAUGUUCAUGGACAUGGCCAUGCUCGUGGAGAGCCAGGGGGAGAUGAUUGACAGGAUUGAGUACAACGUGGAACAUUCGGUGGACUACGUGGAGAGGGCAGUGUCGGACACCAAGAAGGCCGUCAAGUACCAGAGCAAGGCUCGCCGGAAGAAGAUCAUGAUCAUCAUCUGCUGUGUGGUCCUGGGCAUCGUCAUCGCCUCCACCUUUGGCGGCAUCUUUGGCUAGAAACCGCCCCACCGGCCAUUCGCUCCGGAUGGUCCACCCCGAGGAGGCCCCCCUGGCAGCCACCACCUGGCUGGGGGCCCUCUCCUCCCUCCCCCAGACUGCUCCGUUCUCUGCCACAGGGGCCCUGCCCCACCCUGCCCUGAGCCGUCGUGUGCAUGAUCUUUGUGACAGUGUGCGUCUGUACAGAACAGGCAGGGGGGAGCCAGGCUGGGAAACCGCCAGCCGGGUGGGGCUGGGCCAGCAAGGGACAGACGCAGGCCCUGGCCCAGGCCUCCUUCGCCGCUGGGCAGGGCUGCCCUGAGUGGUUAGCCACGCUCCCCUUCCCUGCCUCCCCUCUGGCCUGGGGCCUGCCCUCUCCUGGCAUCAGGGCUCUUGCCAGACCCCGACCUUGCCUCUUGCUGACCAGGCCAUCUGCCCCAUCCUGUGUCCUCUCCAGCUGUGCCCCUAAGCCGAGCCCCGAGGGCUGGGGACCAGCUGGCCACAUGGUGCUGCUUUUCGGGUUAGAGGAGGGGUGGCCCUGAGAGACAGCCCAGCUCUAAGCCUCUAACAGCUGAUCACUGCCAGGGAGGCUCAGGGUGCCGUGGCCAGGUGGCUUCUGGCCGUGUCAAGACCAGGCUUCCUUCCCUACCGUGGAGCAGUCCAGUAGGUCUUUGGCGGCCUUAGCCUCCCUUCCUACACUCCUGCAGCCCCAGGAGCAACCCCCUUGGGCUAUGCCUGACCCCGGGUCACAUUCUGCAAGGGGCUGACUGGUGCCUGGUCUGCAGCCGCUGUUGGAGCUAGUGAGGCAGAGCAGGCUCAGUCAGGCCUCUGUGCUGGCGAAGCCCACGGCCUGGGCCAGCCACUCUCCCCACAGGCCUCAGUCGGGUCCUCAAGCCAUUGUAUGUUGCAUGUUUGGGACAGUGGUCCCUGCUCUCUUGUGCUCGAGAAGUCGACGUUACUUCUGGCCUGCCAUCCUGUCCUGCCCUCACUGCCCCCACUGAUGUGCCACGUGGGUGUCAGGUGUCUCAGACACAGUAUUCAGCAGCCACCAGGAGGAAACCUCCCUCUUCCCACCAUCUGGGGACUGAGGUCAGAAACAAGCCUCCACUCAAGACCCCUCUUCCUCGUUGACAGGCAAGGCGUGUGCCUGCGAGCGCAUGCAGUAGGGAGGGGCCAGCUCUGUGCCCCUCCUUCCCUUGGCUUUGCUCUUGCCGGUGUCGGUGACCACCGUCCGUGCUGCCUUCUUGAACAGCAACUCCCCUCCCCCCACCCCUUCACCAAAGGUCUUGGUACAACCAGCGGCCCAUUUUGUGAAGUUUUUAUGUAGACUAAACAUUUGUAUCUGUACCAUG
Molecule: messenger RNA, 2259 nt
Organism: Sus scrofa (pig)
Lineage: Eukaryota; Metazoa; Chordata; Mammalia; Artiodactyla; Suidae
Gene: STX1A
Product: syntaxin 1A
Biological process (GO): exocytosis; vesicle fusion; intracellular protein transport
Cellular component (GO): endomembrane system; SNARE complex; plasma membrane
Molecular function (GO): SNAP receptor activity; SNARE binding
Source: RefSeq, a predicted model, not a curated record